CAACCCAUCUCUGCCCCCGUCAAAAGGAAUGCGUUCGUGACGAUGCAUAAAUGUCUGCUACUAAAUGUGCACUCUCUCUCUCCUUUUCUAUAUAAGUCCUUCCGUUUCUCUCUUCCUCUUUUAGAAGAAACCUCAAAACACAAACCUCUCAUCUUUCUCUCUCUACCCGCAAAUUGCUGAACCUCUCCCGUCCUCACUCCAACGCACAAGCAUUCGUACUUUCUAGAACUUCGCGUCAUUCAGAUUGCCCACUUACUGCGUGCCCACAUUGUCUGACUUAUAAGCCCUUUGCCCCUAACCCAGCUGGAAAUUGACAAACUAAGUCAGAAGCGUCCUUAGCUGGCCCUUUUGAACUUGCUCCUGGGAGGAAGUUUGGCUACUUACUACGAUAUUGAUUCUCAACACCAAUGGUUGGAUUCCAGAGUGACCAUAUGCCUGGGAACAAGUGCAAUGGUAAUUCUAAUAGUUUUCCGGUUCCGGAUCGUCAUGAACGACUUAUGAGAGGAAGAGAGCUAAGAAAAAGCAGCAGGGCAUCUCCUGAUAGUAAUAGUAUUAGUAAUGUGGGUAGUGAAAUUUUUGAGCAUGACCUGCGCUUAAGAGAAGAUAAUAACUCUGCUGCUCCCAUUGUUGAACGAUACCUGGAAGGAGUGGCAGCAGCUGCAGCAGCAGCUCGGGGAGAAAGGAAAGAUGGGAGACCUUUCAGACAACGGCUUUUGGUGGUGGCCAACAGGCUGCCAGUCUCAGCAAUUAGGAAAGGCGAGGAUUCGUGGUCUUUGGAGAUAAGUGCUGGUGGCCUGGUCAGCGCUCUCUUAGGUGUGAAGGAGUUUGAGGCGAGAUGGAUAGGUUGGGCUGGUGUCAAUGUGCCAGAUGAGAUUGGACAAAAGGCACUUACAAAAGCUUUGGCUGAAAAGAGGUGUAUCCCAGUAUUUCUUGAUGAAGAGAUUGUGCAUCAAUAUUACAAUGGCUAUUGCAAUAACAUUCUGUGGCCCCUUUUUCAUUACCUUGGACUUCCACAAGAAGACCGCCUUGCUACCACACGGAGUUUCCAAUCUCAGUUUGAAGCAUAUCAGAAAGCAAAUCAAAUGUUUGCUGAUGUUGUAAAUAAGCACUAUGAAGAGGGUGAUGUUGUUUGGUGCCAUGAUUACCAUCUUAUGUUUCUUCCACAAUGCUUAAAGAAUUAUAACCACAAAAUGAAAGUUGGCUGGUUUCUGCAUACCCCAUUUCCAUCUUCUGAAAUUCACAGGACAUUGCCAUCUCGCUCAGAACUCUUGCAUGCUGUUCUUGCAGCUGAUUUGGUUGGUUUUCACACGUACGAUUAUGCACGGCAUUUUGUCAGUGCAUGUACACGCAUUCUUGGACUUGAGGGCACACCUGAAGGGGUUGAGAAUCAGGGGAAGCUGACUCGAGUUGCAGCAUUUCCAAUAGGUAUAGACUCAGAACGAUUCAUACGUGCACUUGACCUUCCUCAAGUCAAGGAUCACAUCAAAAAAUUACAAGAGAGAUUUAAUGGAAGAAAGGUAAUGUUAGGUGUUGAUCGCCUUGAUAUGAUUAAAGGAAUCCCUCAAAAAAUUCUAGCAUUUGAAAAAUUUUUGGAAGAAAAUCCUGGUUGGCAUGAUAAAGUUGUUCUGCUUCAAAUUGCCGUGCCGACAAGAACAGAUGUUCCUGAGUAUCAAAAGCUUACUAGCCAGGUCCAUGAAAUUGUUGGUCGCAUCAAUGGCAGAUUUGGAACACUGACUGCUGUUCCCAUACAUCACCUGGAUCGCUCUCUUGAUUUUCAUGCACUGUGUGCUUUGUAUGCUAUUACCGAUGUAGCACUUGUCACAUCUUUGAGGGAUGGAAUGAAUCUUGUAAGUUACGAAUUUGUGGCCUGUCAAGAUAAAAAGAAAGGGGUUCUCAUUCUCAGUGAAUUUGCUGGUGCUGCACAGUCACUUGGUGCUGGGGCUAUUCUUGUUAACCCUUGGAACAUCACAGAAGUUGCUACUGCAAUUUCCAAGGCUCUGAAUAUGCCAUCGGCAGAACGCGAGAAGAGACAUAAGCAUAACUAUGAACAUGUAAAAACUCACACUGCUCAGGAAUGGGCAGAAACUUUUGUAAGUGAACUAAAUGAUACUGUUGUCGAGGCACAGAUAAGGACAAAUCAAGUUCCACCACGGCUCCCAACAGAGACUGCAGUUGAAUGUUAUUUGCAGUCAAAUAAUCGGUUGCUUAUUUUGGGUUUCAAUGGAACCUUAACUGAGCCAAUUGAGAGAGAAGGUGAUCGGUUUAAAGAAAGGGAACUCACAGUGCAUCCAGAGCUGAAACAGCCCUUGGCCGAACUUUGCAGUGACCCAAAGACCACAGUUGUUGUGCUUAGUGGAAGUUGUAGAACAGUUCUAGAUGAAAACUUUAAAGAAUAUGACAUCUGGCUGGCAGCAGAGAAUGGGAUGUUUCUAAACCCUUCAAAGGGAGAAUGGAUGACAACAAUGCCUGAGCAACUGAAUAUGGAAUGGGUUGACAGUGUGAAGCAUGUUUUUGAUUACUUCACGGACAGAACACCUCGAUCGUAUUUUGAAGAAAGGGAAGCUUCACUUGUUUGGAGUUACAGACAUGCAGAUGUUGAGUUCGGAAGACUGCAAGCAAGGGACAUGCUGCAGCAUCUCUGGACAGGUCCAAUUUCUAAUGCAUCUGUUGAAGUUGUUCAAGGGAGCCGAUCUGUUGAGGUGCGAGCUGCUAAUGUUACAAAGGGAGCAGCUAUUGACCGCAUUCUAGGUGAGAUAGUCCACAGUAAAUCCAUGACAACACCAAUUGAUUACGUUCUGUGUAUAGGACAUUUUCUGACAAAGCAGGAUGAAGAUAUAUACGCGUUUUUUGAGCCAGAGCUACCACGAAGCAAGGUAACAGAAGGAGUCAAGUUUCCUGUUGAGAGGGUAUCGUCAUCCCAAAAUAAGGGACAACGGCCUGUGUCAAACUCUGAGAAGAAAACAAAUAAUCAUGUCUGCCGCCUGCCACGGCGGCCGGCUCCUGAAAAGAUCUCUUGGAAUGUGCUUGACCUCAAGAAGGAGAAUUACUUCUCGUGCGCUGUUGGACGAACACAGACCAAUGCUCGGUAUACGCUUGCUUCACCAGAUGAAGUUGUUGCAUUUCUCAAGGAACUCCAUACUUUGUCUCAGAGCUAAGAUUACGUGCUUUUGCACCUUAGGAUACUUACCCAGCUUCAGAAUUCGGUAUAUACUAGCAAUCAUACUUCAUAAUUCAUAUGCCAACAUUGCAAGUUAAAGAAAGUUGGUAAUUUUAGUCUUCACGAUAUUUCUUGUACAAGAUGGCGCCUCAUUUAGCUAAAUUUGCUUUUAUUC
Glycine soja is the source of this 3332-nucleotide messenger RNA. RefSeq names its product alpha,alpha-trehalose-phosphate synthase [UDP-forming] 1-like. Gene Ontology annotation, molecular function: alpha,alpha-trehalose-phosphate synthase (UDP-forming) activity. Bases 408 to 3155 code for a protein of 915 amino acids. Gene Ontology annotation, biological process: trehalose biosynthetic process. The record is from RefSeq and is a predicted model, not a curated record. Lineage: Eukaryota; Viridiplantae; Streptophyta; Magnoliopsida; Fabales; Fabaceae. The transcript has 19 exons. Gene Ontology annotation, cellular component: cytosol.